Teleopsis dalmanni is the source of this 3119-nucleotide messenger RNA. RefSeq names its product ATP-binding cassette sub-family D member 3 (gene Pmp70). The record is from RefSeq and is a predicted model, not a curated record. Gene Ontology annotation, biological process: very long-chain fatty acid catabolic process; long-chain fatty acid import into peroxisome; fatty acid beta-oxidation. Gene Ontology annotation, molecular function: ATP hydrolysis activity; ATP binding; long-chain fatty acid transmembrane transporter activity. NCBI's taxonomy places the organism in Eukaryota, Metazoa, Arthropoda, Insecta, Diptera, Diopsidae. Gene Ontology annotation, cellular component: peroxisomal membrane.
GUCUGAUUUUGUUAUUUAUUGAUAGCGUUUGGUGGUUGUGGUCUUAUCGGUAGAUGAGAUAAUUAGUAUAUUGAAUUUGCAAAUGUUUAAACUGAUUAAAUAUAUAACAAUUACAUAUAAAUUCAUUGAUUAAAAAUCACUUGCUACAAAUAAUUCGCACACAGUACUCGUUCGGUAUUUGGUAAUGAAAGAAGUUUUGGCAAUAACUACUUUCAAAAUUAAUAGAGAAGAAAAAUAGCUUUUGCAAAGAAAAUAAAAAAGUCAUUAACAAAAAGAGUUGGAGGGUAUUAAAUAAAACCACUGACAAACACGCCAUAGGAACGAAAAGAAGAAACAAAGCGCAAAAAAAAAAUUAUAAUAGUUUUUUUUUUUUUACGACGACGUGUUCAAAAUAAAUAGCUUAACCAUUUUUUGUUGUGUUAAUAAAUAUUAUUAAUAUAAUUUGAAAUAUAUAUAUAAAAGAUAAAAAAUGGCACCAGCAUUAAGUAAAUUAAUGCAAAAUCAAAGCGCUAUUGUUGGCGCAGCAGGCCUAUCAGCUGCACUUUGGAUAAUUGCAUAUGGAAAAAUGUCCAGUAAACGCAGAAAACCGGGAUAUGAAGACAAAAUACAGUACACAAUAACGGAGAAGAAAGGGAAAAAGCAAUCUAAAGCCCAGGUCAAUGCAGUAUUCUUCAAGCAACUAAGACAGCUUUUACCAAUUUUGAUUCCCGGAAUUUGGAGCGUUGAAAGUGGUUUAUUACUCGUAAUUGCUGCCUCAUUGAUUGGACGUUCAGUCAGUGACAUAUGGAUGAUUCAAAAUGCCACUGUCGUGGAAAGCACAAUUAUACACAUGAACAAAACAAAAUUCAGAUCUGCACUACUUAAAUAUCUUGCUGCCUUGCCAAUGAUUUCAGUUGUAACAAAUAUACUAAAAUGGAGUUUAGGUGAAUUAAAAUUAAGAUUUAGAACGAAUUUGACACAUCAUCUGUACAAUCAAUACCUCAGGGGCUAUACAUACUAUAAGAUGUCCAAUUUGGAUAAUAGAAUAGCCAAUGCCGAUCAAUUACUCACAACAGAUAUUGAUAAAUUCUGUGAAAGCGCUACCGAUUUAUAUUCGAACAUCAGUAAACCUGUUUUGGACAUAUUCAUUUAUGUUUACCGAUUAACAGUGAAUUUAGGCGGAAAGACACCUUCUGUGCUUAUGCUGUACCUAUUCUUUGCUGGCAUUUUCCUGACCCGUUUACGCCGUCCAACAGGUCGCCUAACUGUUGAAGAACAAAAAUUGGAAGGCGAAUUCCGUUAUGUAAAUAGCAGACUCAUUACAAAUUCUGAAGAAGUGGCGUUCUAUCAAGGCAAUGUUCGUGAGAAACUAACACUUUUAGCUAGUUUCUCAAAAUUACGUUCACAUUUAAGAAAAUUCCUAGAGUUCCGUGUAAGCAUGGGUAUUAUUGAUAAUAUCGUAGGAAAAUAUUUCGCUUCAAUUGUUGGCUUUUAUGCGGUCUCAAUUCCUUUCUUUACCGAGAAUCAUCCUCUUUUAUCUGGUGAAAAGAGUGGUCAACGUUUACAGGCCUAUUAUACCUAUGGUAGAAUGUUAAUCAAAUUAGCUGAGGCUAUUGGACGUUUAGUCUUGGCUGGACGUGAAAUGUCUCGUUUAGCUGGCUUCACCGCUAGAAUGACUGAACUCGUAAAAGUACUCAAUGAUUUAAAUAAAGGCACAUAUGAACGUACAAUGGUUAAUAAUGUUAUAAAUGGUGAAAGCGAUUUCGGUCCAAACAAGGGUGAAAUGGUGUUUGUUGAUAAUAUUAUUAAAUUUGAGAAAGUGCCACUUGUAACUCCGAACGGUGAUAUACUACUAAAGGAGUUAACCUUCGAAGUGCGUUCUGGUAUGAAUGUGUUAGUAUGUGGUCCAAAUGGCUGUGGUAAAUCUAGUUUAUUCCGCAUACUUGGUGAACUGUGGCCAACUUGGGGUGGUAAAGUGACGAAACCUCUACGUGGCAAGCUUUUCUACAUUCCUCAAAGACCCUAUAUGACAUUGGGCACAUUGCGUGAUCAAAUAAUCUACCCACAUACACGGGAUGAUAUGGUACGCAAUGGCAAAACUGAUGAGGACUUAAUGCAAUAUUUAGAUGUUGUACAGCUAACAUAUUUGGAACAGCGUGAAAAUGGUCUAAACGCUAUCGAAGAUUGGAUUGAUGUAUUAUCAGGUGGUGAAAAGCAACGUAUUGCUAUGGCACGCCUAUUCUAUCAUAGUCCACAAUUCGCUAUACUCGAUGAGUGCACUAGCGCUGUAUCUGUCGAUGUAGAAGGUCAAAUGUAUAGCUAUUGCCGUGAUGCUGGCAUUACACUAUUUACCGUAUCCCAUCGCAAGUCAUUAUGGACACAUCAUGAUUAUUACUUACAAUUUGAUGGUCGUGGUAGCUACGAAUUCGGUCCCAUUGAUCAAGCCAAGGAACAAUUUGGUUCAUAAAACUACUAAACCUAUAGUUAAAGCAACAGGAUUGCGUACGUGGGUGUUAUACAUGGACAUAGAUUGUUGUAUUGUAGUGUAAAAUAUCAUCUCAUAUUUGGCGCAAUUGUUUAUUUUUUAAAAUAAGUUUAAUAUUAGACAAAGAAAUUCGACGUCGAAGAUCAUAAAAAUAUUCUUAUAGUCAGUUUUCUUUAUGCUAUAGUAAACUUAAUAAUAUAAAAUAAUUAUUUAUGUUUAUAGUAGCAAUAUUAAACUGUUGAAAUUUUAUUUACUGAGCUUUAUUCUGUAGUAUUCCAUAAGCUUGUGCCAACGCACAAAUCGAUAAGUUAAUUUGUUAAAUCUUAUAAUUUCUUUAUUAUUUUAAUUUUGUAACUUAUAUGAAUUAAGUUGGUGAUCAUUUUUAACUACUGUUUGAGUUGUAAUAAUAUGUAACAUGUGAGGCAAAUAUUGUGUUGAUAUAUUUUAAUUUAGGUAAUAAUAAUUUUAUAAACAAAUUGGCAAUUUUUUAUAUGCAACAUACGUGUAAUUGUGGUGCUGGAAAUGUAUUAAGAGACAACAUUUUUAUUUUGUUUAUAUUUAUUUUAACGCUUCGUUAUUUUAUGCUUUAGAAAAUGAAAUUUUAAAUAUAGCAAUUUUAUUUUAAAUAAAAUUUAUUAUAAAUUUUUUUUAUAAA